AUGCUCGGCGAUAGUGCUGUAGCUGUUCAUCCGGAGGAUCCGCGCUACCAACACCUCAUAGGCAAAGUGUGCAAACAUCCUUUCGUUGACCGUGAGCUUCCCAUCAUAGCAGAUUCAUUCGUUGAUCGUGAGUUCGGAACUGGUGCCGUAAAAAUCACUCCUGCCCAUGAUCACAAUGACUAUGAGGUCGGUCAACGUCAUAACCUUCCAUUUAUAAACUGCAUUGAUGACGAUGGAAAUAUCUCUCCCGGUUGUGGUCAAUUCUCUGGAAUGCGUCGUUUUGAUGCAAGGAAGGCUGUAACUGAAGCGCUCAAAGAACUUGGAUUGUACAGAGGUUCAGAAGAUAACGCUAUGGUUGUACCAAUUUGCAGUCGCUCCAAGGACAUUAUUGAACCUUUACUAAAAGCACAGUGGUAUGUGAAGUGUGAUGAGAUGGCGAAAAGAGCUGUUGCUGCUGUAGAAAGUGGAGAACUAAAACUGAUUCCUGAUUAUCACGUUGGAACCUGGAAUCGUUGGCUUCAGAGCAGCCGAGAUUGGUGCAUUUCUCGUCAACUUUGGUGGGGGCAUCGCAUCCCAGCUUAUUUCGUAACGGUCACUGAUGGGAAAGUAUGACU
Messenger RNA from Strongylus vulgaris, 614 nucleotides. The record is from the annotation of a GenBank genome assembly. NCBI's taxonomy places the organism in Eukaryota, Metazoa, Nematoda, Chromadorea, Rhabditida, Strongylidae.